This is a messenger RNA of Nannochloropsis gaditana CCMP526, 531 nucleotides long. RefSeq lists its product as uncharacterized. The record is from RefSeq and is a predicted model, not a curated record. The annotation marks the transcript as partial. The transcript has 3 exons.
AUGGGCGAGGAGGAGGGCGGGGAGGGAGCACACGGGGCGGACACCUCCGCAACGAGCUCGGAGUUGGUCGUGGCGCUGCGACAGCUCCGUGCGGACGUGUGGGCAUUGAGCGGCCCCGAAGGCCGGCAGGCCACCUGCCCCGCGCCCGAAGCGGUGUCGCCGCAGGCGGAAGCACCCGUUUUGCCCCUCGACACGGGCGAGGACGAGACCUUGCCAGCCACCAACGACCAAGGGAACCGCACAAGGAAUGAUGAGCAGGGAAGGGAGGUGGAGGGGGACGACGCGGACGUCUCGGGGCAAUGGGGAGACCUGUGCGGGCGCCUGGAGCAAUUGCAGGUGAAGGAAACAUUGAGUCAGGCGGAUCGAAAGUUCCUCCAGCGGACGAUUUUGGAGCAAGAGGCCAUGCUCACGGAGCUUGUCAGCAUCGUGGAGGAAGUCGCCCGGCGGGAGGAAGCGGCGGAGGCUUGCCGGAUCCGUUUGAUCAUGGAAAAUUCUCGGUUGCGAGCCCUGGUCGUAUGGAAGGACCGGCUG